GUAACGCGCAUGGGCCCCGGAGCCUUUCUCUGAACUGGGGAGUGUGUGUGUGAGGGGGGCGUGUGCUGGACGCGGUUUCCCCUCACCUCACCCAGCGGCGGUGAGGUCCUUCCUCGCGGUUUCUUCCCCGUCAUCUCCUCACCUGCGGCGGCCAUGUCGGUGUUGGCGGCGGGACGGGGCUGGUAGGCAGCGGUAGGGGCGCCUGGGCUCGGCCCCCGCUGUGGCGGAGCGAGAAUGAUGAAGUCCUCUGUACAUACAGAAGAAGAUGACUUUGUGCCAGAGCUUCAGAGAAGCAUCCAUCCCAGAGAGAGGCCAGAUUGGGAGGAGACUCUCAGCGCUAUGGCAAGAGGUGCAGAUAUCCCUGACAUUCCAGGGGAGCUGCCGCUCCGGACCUGUGGCAGCACAGCAAGUAUGAAAGUGAAGAAUGUGAAAAAAUACAUCAACCCGGGACUGAUGGGCUGUGAUGCCUUUCACAGGUUAUCCUUUACAAAGGGUCAUUUCCCGAAGAUGGCUGAAUGUGCACAUUUCCAUUACGAAAACGUGGACUUUGGCAACAUACAGCUUUCGCUCCCGGAGGAACAGAAUGAAGUAACAAGAAACGGCUGUGAAUCCAAGGAACUGGUCUACCUUGUACAGAUCUCUUGUCAGGGGAGGAGCUGGAUCGUGAAACGGAGUUAUGAAGAUUUCAGAGUACUUGAUAAACAUCUUCACCUAUGUAUUUAUGACCGACGCUUCUCCCAGCUCUCUGAGCUACCCCGCUCCGAUGCCCUGAAGGACAGUCCAGAGCUUGUCACCCAGAUGCUGAUGGCUUACCUGUCACGUCUCUCAGCCAUCGCAGGCAACAAGAUAAACUGUGGGCCUGCUCUCACAUGGAUGGAGAUUGAUAACAAGGGGAAUCACCUGCUAGUCCAUGAGGAAUCAUCCAUUAACGUUCCUGCUAUCGCUGCUGCCCAUGUUAUUAAGAGAUAUAUCGCUCAGGCAGCAGAUGAGCUGUCCUUUGAGGUGGGAGACAUCGUGUCUGUUAUUGACAUGCCACCAAAGGAGCUGACCACAUGGUGGAGAGGCAAACAUGGAUUUCAGGUUGGAUUUUUUCCUAGUGAGUGCGUUGAACUAAUUAACGACAAAGUUCCUCAGUCCGUGACCAAUUCUGUGCCAAAACCAGAUUUGGAGAUGGAUAGUGUAAAGCCAGGCUCUGCAUAUGUUACAGAGGCUCUGAACCAGUCCCAGCUGAGCUCAGUAUCGAAAAAGCACGGCAAGCUCAUCACCUUCCUUCGUACAUUCAUGAAGUCGCGCCCAACGAAACAGAAACUGAAACAGCGGGGGAUCCUGAAGGAAAGGGUGUUUGGCUGUGACCUGGGAGAGCAUCUUCUCAACUCUGGCCAUGACGUCCCCCAGGUCCUCAAGAGCUGCACUGAAUUCAUUGAGAAGCAUGGCAUUGUGGAUGGAAUAUAUCGUCUGUCUGGGAUUGCGUCCAACAUCCAGAAACUGCGCCACGAGUUUGACUCCGAGCAGAUUCCUGACUUGACAAAGGAUAUUUACAUCCAGGACAUUCACUGCGUGGGCUCCCUCUGCAAACUGUACUUCCGCGAACUCCCCAACCCUCUGCUGACCUAUCAACUCUACGAGAAAUUCUCAGAUGCUGUUUCUGCUGCUACAGAUGAAGAACGGUUGGUUAAAAUCCACGAUGUCAUCCAACAGCUGCCCCCUCCCCACUACAGGACACUGGAGUUCCUAAUGAGACACUUAGCUCGUCUAGCUGAUUACUGCUCCAUCACAAAUAUGCACACUAAGAACUUAGCAAUUGUCUGGGCUCCAAACCUCCUACGAUCAAAGCAGAUAGAGUCUGCCUGCUUCAGUGGAACAGCUGCCUUCAUGGAGGUGCGAAUCCAGUCAGUAGUUGUGGAAUUCAUCUUGAACCACGUGGACGUCCUCUUCAGUUCCAAACUCAGCUCAGUCAUACGAGAUGGAGCAGGGCACAGUUCUUUAUCACGGCCCAAGUCUCUGUUGGUGUCCUCUCCUUCCACAAAGCUGCUCACGCUGGAGGAGGCACAGGCACGGACACAAGCCCAGAUCAACUCCCCCAUCGUGGCAGACAGCAAAUACAUAGAAGUGGGAGAAGGUCCUGCAGCUUUACAGGGGAAAUUCCACACGGUCAUAGACUUUCCAUCUGAAAGAAAAAGACCGCCCAGCAAGAUGAAGAAAUCGCCAGUUGGCAGUUGGCGUUCCUUCUUCAACCUGGGAAAAUCAUCAUCCGUGUCCAAACGCAAACUACAGCGCAAUCCCAGUGAGCCGUCAGAAAUGAAAGCCAUAGCCCUGGCAGGUGGACGAGGAGACAGCGGGACCCUCCGCUCAGCUAAAAGCGAAGAAUCUCUUACUUCUCUGCAUGCUGUUGAUGGUGAAUCUAAACUGUUUCGACCCCGAAGACCUCGGUCCAGUAGCGACGCAUUGUCCGCUUCCUUCAAUGGAGAGCUCUUAGGAAACAUGAAUUGCUGCAAUUCUUACGACAACCUUCCCCACGACAACGACAGCGAUGGGGACGAAGGGCUCAUCCACGUUCCUGCCCUGAUUUCUCCUCGAUCUGCUGAAGACGUUGACCUGAGCCCACCGGAUAUUGGAGUCGCUAGCCUGGAUUUUGACCCAAUGUCUUUUCAGUGCAGCCCGCCCCAAGCAGAGUCCGAGUGCCUGGAUAGCAGUACCUCCCUGCUGGAGUCAGUCAGUGUAAACAAGGAGAAGCCAAGCCUACUAAAGAAGGAUUUAGAAUCAGGCAGCCAGUCCCAGACACCAGGCAGUGCCACGAGCUCUGAGCCAGUCUCCCCUUUCCAAGAGAAGAUGAGUCCCUUCUUUACUCUGGACCUGAGCCCAACUGAAGAGAAGGCCUGCAAACCCCUCGCCUUCUCACCCAAGAUGGGGCGAAAGCCCAUCAAAUCGCCGCCGCCUACAUCAGAACCUGUCUCCUUUGCGCUGCCCAGCCGCAUGUCAGAAGCGAUUGGAGGAGCGCCCAUCACAUCCAGAAACUCCUCUGCUUCCAGCUGGAGCAAAGGGAUUGGCAUCACUGAAAUCACAAACAGGUCCCCAACCCAGAUGUCCUUGCCCCUGAAAAACAGUGAUAUGGGAGCAGGGGAAGGAGCCCACCAAGAGCUACAGCAUGCCCAGCUAGUGGCUGCUGGCAAGCCCGAGUUGCCAGAAGAAGGGGAGAGACCAAUGUCAAGCAGUCAGAAUAAGACUGUACCCACUGGACACACAAAGCCAGGAGCAGUUGCCCUCGACUCCCCCCAGGAUCCUGUUCCCGUCAGUUCCGUGUCUCUUAUCCCUCCUCCUCCUCCGAAAAAUGCAGCGCGCAUGCUAGCCCUAGCGUUAGCCGAGUCCGCACAGCAAGCAUCCGCUCAGUCUCAGAAAAAGCCAGGAGAUGCUCAUUCUGAAAGCACAAAUUACGGAGAGACUGAAGCUGGCACAGCUCUAGAAAAGCUCCAUCUCUCUGCUGGUGCUCCAGACAAGCUCCACCUGUAUACCGGUCUGCCCGAGAACCGACUUCACUUCCAGACCGGUGCACCAGUAGAGCAGGAUUUCCAAGGUAGCAGCAGCACGCCCGGGGAGCAGAACCACCCACUGGGUGCACCUGGAAACCGGGACUCCCCACCUCUCCACCCUGGCGUGCCUGGGGACAUGCCCGGUAGCAGAGAUGCAGAGCAGGAGCAGUCCAGCUUCCAUCCUGGUAAACCAGGGGACAAAGAUCACUUCCCCUCCCACGCUGGGGACUGGGAGCACACACCCCACCAUACUCCAGGUGCGCUGCCUGACUGGGAAGCACCCACCACAGACUCUUCUGUAGAUAAGCCCCACCACCGUGCAUGCGUGUCUGGGGACAAGCACCACGUUCCUAUCUGCACGGCCGAUGACAAACUUCAGUCUCCUCCUGUCGUAACUGCCGGGGAGAAAAGCACCCCGGCUUCAAUGCCAUAUUUAACAACCAUCCAGACAACAGCAACUGAGCCUAACCGUGAACCAGCAGGUCCAGCCAUAACUCAGGCAGACGUCGCAGUUACAGCUGCGCAGCGCACGCUCACGACCGGCCAGCCCGCCCCGCCGCAGAGGCAGGAUCACCAGGCGGCAAUGGGACAAGUGCCAGCAGCCUCCGCGAAAGCCUCGAGUAGUUCCAGUCAGGUUUGGGGCACAACCGCACCUGAAAAGCCACCUGAGCCCACGCCUGGUUUUGUCUCAGAAAGCAGUUCUACAACCCGCUGCUCUUCCUCUGUGCCCACGGGCCACCAGAGCCAUUUGGAAAAGCCUCGGGAGACUACGAGGGCUCCCCCGCUGCACCUGCGGUCCGAGUCCGUCCCUACUCACUCCUCCUACAGCUUUACACCCCCCGUCCCGCCUGUGAGAACACUGGAAAGCAAAAUUGCUGCCGCCAUGCACUCAAACAACACGGAUGUCAUCAACAACUCCAAUUAUCACGCCUUCCUUUCUUCCUCCACGCUGGCCUCCUCUGUGGAGGAAGCCCUGCUGCCACCGCCACCACCUCCUCCGCCCAAGCAUGCCUCCCUGCAGUCUGUGUACGUGCCACAUCCCAAGCCAGAGAGCAUCCCUGAGCCCUCCGGGCCAGACAGCUACCUGCACCACAAGCCGCCUUCCAUCCAUCAGUACAGGCCCGAGAGCGUUCCUCCCCACAUCUACCACAGCAAGCCUGACCAGCACCAAGCCUACCCGCCUCGGUCAGAGACACCCACUUCUGUGAGCACUCGCUACAACACCUACACAAACCAAGGGAAGAGCACCUCAACCCUGCACUCCAAGCCGCGCAGCCGGACAGAGUUUGUGUCCUCGGUGAGCCCAACAGGCCUGCGUAAUGCCAGCUAUGCCGAGGAUGCUCCACCCUACCCCACUAUCCGAAGGGUUCAGUCGCUGCACGUCCCCACCCCUGCUGCCUCCGCUAUCCGUUCCGUUCCCAUUUCACGGACCGAGGUACCUCCGGACGACGAGCCAGUGUACUGCCCGCGGCCCCUCUAUCAGUACAAGCCAUAUCAGCCCCACUCCGACUACCACGUAACUCAGCUGCAGCCUUACUUUGAGAACGGGCGGGUACAUUACCGCUACAGCCCUUACUCCAGCUCUUCCGGAUCCUCUUACUACACCACUGCUGAUGGGAGCUUUUAUGACCUAGACCCCUACAACACUGUGCGGGUCCGGCCUUUCCACCCCCUGCCCAGCCGAGACUUCACAUCGUAUGCCUCCCGGCUGCAAAGCAAAGGCCUGUACCGCUAUCCCAGCUUGUCCGCCUACCCUCGGGGUGGCCUCAUCGGCCACCUGGCAGGCAAAGAGCACAGCUUCAUCAGCAGAGAUGUGCCUCCUGCCCCGGACAUCAAGCACAUGUACAUGUCGUGGGACCUCGAGGACAUGGAGAAGUACCGCAUGCAGUCUAUUCGCCGGGAGAGCCGCACGCGCCAGAAAGUGAAAGGGCCAGUGAUGUCCCAGUACGAUAACGUGACCCCGCUGCUGCAGGAGGAACUGGGAGGACUGGAUGUGAUUCACUUGCGCAGCAAGUCAGAUCCUGGGAAAACUGGCCUCCUCACUGUGGCAGAAGGGAAGGAGGGCAGGUACCCGGCCAAAGCCACUACACCCGAGGGGGACGAGCGUUACUACAUGCAGCACCCUGAGCCAGAGCUGGACAGAGCCCACUACCACGGAGCCUACGGGAACGGGCAGUCGGAGAAGCCGUCCCUUCCCCAGAAGCAGAGCAGCAUCCGGAACAGGAAGCUGCAUGAGCCCGGCUGCAGCACUAACGAACACAGGACGCACUUGCAGCAGGAAGCAAGCCAUAGGCAGCCUUCCGAAUCCAAAAACGGGCCCCCUUAUCCCGACUACAGGCCCAAAGGUGGCCCAGAACCCUCCGAGCCCAUCGGUUACCAGCACUCGGGCGGGAAGUACAUCCCAGCGAACCAGGAGACCCUGAGACUGAACCACAAGGAGGUGAGGUUGGCAGAGGACAGGCCAGAUUUGGAGAGGUCUCGAGCCAGACCGAGCACAUCCAUGGAGAAGCACUCCAGAGACUGCUACAAAGAAGAGGAGCACGCCGCCUCUCCCAUGGCACCGCCACCCAAGCCCGAACGGAGCCACAGCCUCAGAAUGCAGCACCCCGAAACCAUGGAGAGAGACUCUGCCCUCCUUUACCCAUACCAAACCCUUGGGAAACGCCAAAGCACUAUGACUGUGGUGUCCCAGUAUGAUAAUUUGGAGGAUUACCAUACCAUGCCUCAGCACCAAAGAGGGGGCUAUGGUGGAGGAGGGGGGUUUGCGCCCCCCAGUUUUACCCACGUGCACAGUAGAACUUAUGCCACGGCCCUCGGCCAGGGAGCCUUCCUCCCGACAGAGCUGUGUUUGCAGAGGCCUGAAACAGAGGUCCAUGUUGAGUGAGCUGGUGUGGGGGGAAGGAGGGAUAGAGUCUAAGCAGCCUCUGCUGGACAGCGGACUGUUUUAUUUUUUCAGUGACGAAAAAAAAAAUAAGAAACCCAACCCUGCCCCGAUGAGCAAAGCAAACCCACCUUCAGCCCCACCCCUACCAGCCCACCACUCACUGUUUUUAUGUAGUAGAGAUACAGCUUUUUCAUGUAGUUUUGAGACAACUGGAACGAUAGGGCAGGCUGUUGGCACACAGAUGUUGCCAGAGAGGCCGGGCAGAGCUGAAAGAGAUGCUGUCGGGGCAGGGGAAGGAGAAGUUUUUCCUUCCCCAGAUUUGACAUUGGCAGUUACCACCACUUCCUCUCCACACCUCCGUGGUCCUGUGCAUGAUGGACUGUGCAUGCAGCUGUCCUCCCCGUGAGCCCCGUGUGUAGUACAUUGCCCUUCCCACUGCUAGCUUCCAAGAAGGGGGCUCCAUGACACGCCCUGGAAGAACCUCUGUUCUGCCCCCUCUGAGGUUUUGCAGCAGAAGUGGGCCAGAAGCUGGGGGGGGGGGGGUAAGUCUUCCCAAGUAUUUUCUUCUUGAUAAAUGCCGAGGUCCUGCCUCUCCCUUGAAAAUUGAUGCUUAGGCAUAGCAGAUCCACUUCCAUUGCUUUGAAGUGGGUGGGAGCCUGUUUUGACUUCAAGCCUGUGGAAUAGGCUCUGAAGCAAGUUCAAAAUACAACGCACUUUUUAAAUUGCUUGCUUAACGAGCUGCUUCUGACUACAAGAAAUCAAAUUACUUUAAAUUUCUCUAAUGUAAGCGGAGGCCAGCUAUGGAAGCCAAGUAGGGCAGGUUUGCAUUUCUCAUACCAAAAGAAAAAAAACACAUACAACAAAAAUAUACCAAACCGUACACAUGCAGUUGGGAACAGCACACCCCUUUCAUGCCAAUUCCUCUUUAGUGCUAGGCUAGCUACAGUCCUGAUGAUUUAAUACCAUGUUGUGACUGGCCAGACAAUAUCAUCUCUAGACAAAAAAUACUAUGAAAAUAAAAAAUCUCUAUAGCAUUAUAUCCAGCUUGUAAAUUGGAGCCCAACUUCCCAGCUGGGAAUGAGUGUGUCAGUGCCAAGUUACCUGCAUGACCAGCUGUUUGCCCUGGGCCAGAUCCUGCAGCUCUCAGAUCAGGGAAUGCUCCUAUUGACCUUAAACUGAAGGUCUACAGGACACAGCUUUCUGUAACCUUUAAGUUCUGCGUUGGCAAGGGGAUCCCUGUGAAGUUGUGGCACAUAGAGUAGUUACGUUCUGCCUGUGCGCUGUGAAAUAGUAUUGCCUCCCGUAUCGCAAGUGUAGCUCAUACCAGCAUUCAGUUAGCAGUAGGGACAGAAGGCCAAUGCGCUCUCUAGAACACACUAACAGCCUUCUCCUAGGUAUUUAAAAGCUUUCCGUAUUGUAAAAGAAGCCAGGCGGCAUCUUGCGUGCAGCCUCGCAGCCUUCCCAGGACUUACUACAACCCUACCUUAUAAAGCACAUCCAUUUCAUUAGACAGGGCUUGCAAGCAAUACUUGAGAUUUAGGAGUUUUUAAAUGUUCACUGAUAAAUUCCAAGGCCAUUCCUGUUCCAUGCGGUUGAAGAACUUUUCUAGCAUUUUGGAUCGCUAAUUAUUAAAGACCUGGAGGCCCUGCAGUUAGCACACAGCUGUGAAAGUUAAAGGCAACUUAGAUGGUUAUUUGAACAAGUUUCAUGGCUUUUUUGGGGCUUUUAAGUCAUAAGGAAAACCUGCUUCUAGUAGCUAACUAGUCUUUAACUGUUUGCUUCUUUUAAUCUUGUAGCCUUGUCUGGGGCCAUUUCAGCGACGUUACUUUAUGGUCCUAUUUUUUGUGCAGUGCUGCUGUUUGAAGCAUUUUGUUUAGAAGAGUUGUUCUUACAUGUUACAGAAAUAUAUCUGGCAGAAGGAAAAAAAGAAGCACUGUGAUCCAGGUGCAACAGUCUCCUUGUGAGUCAUUACCAGGUAGAGGGGUUGGGCUUUUUUUUUUUUUUUUUGCAAGGGAAUGCUUUUUGUAAUGUUUUCUUUAAAGGAAAACUAACAAAAAUACAUGGAAGGGGGCCAUUAGGUGAGCCACGUUGUGGGCCACCCUGUCUACAUUGCUGGCUAACUCCCUAGGGAGGGCUGACCUGUCCAGAUUCCUUGGUGCAAGAUCACCAAGAGAGUCCAGUUUAAGCACGUGCGCUCUCAAGAGAGGCAUGUAUUGUGUUAGGACUAGUACCAGUCCUCAACCAGUCUCCCCACAGCUGCCAGUUACCUGCAGGGACAAUGUGCUUGGUUCAGGCUAUUUGGGAUUCAGGUAAUGAGAGCUGUAGGUCAAACCUCUCUCUCCAUGAAAGCCUUAACUCCCCGCUCCUGCCCCCCACAGCAACUCUCCUAACCUCUGUUUUGGCCUUAUGUUAACCAGGACUAUCCUACUCUGAGGGCGCUGAACCCAGCUCCCACUGACUGUAAAUGCCUCUCUGGAUUUUCCUGCUCGAAGCCACUGUCCCCCUCUAGAGAUCAAGUGCCAUCCCUGGACAAUUUCUGUUCCUUAUAGUUUUGCGCUACUACUGCCUGAGCCUGGGCUCUUCAGCUCACUGCUUUGUAUGAAGUGCCAGGUGCUAAGCACCCUCUCAAAACAAAAAUGCUUUCAGCACUUUUCAGAAAGAGCUCUAGAAGUGCACACCCAUACACAGUGAUGGCUGCUACAAACAGCCUUCCCCUUGAGAACAAGAAAGUCUCCACUAAAAAAAAAAAAAGGCAACUUAAUACCCAGCAUCAUGCCAUCCCUCUGCACGCAGCCACAUCAGCAUGGUUCAGAGAACCCAAACCAACUUCAGUACACCAGGGCUGAGCCACAAGUACAAAAAAAACCCCAGAAAACCAAGGUUAAGGCACCAGCUUUUCCCAGGUAACACCACAGAUGAACACCUUUCUUUUAGUGUUGCUGCUGCCCAUGGCUUCAACAUUUGGUGUGAUUCAGCAGUCAUCCCCGCAUCCACCCCGUGCAAAGCCAUAUAGUGAACUAUGCAGUUCUGCUCUUGCACUGUGGUUAAUCCGAUGGUCCUUUGAGUUUUACAUCCUCACUCAUUGAUUCACCAUAAAGUCAAAACAGCCAGCUGAGAUUAAGAAGGGCAUUGUGCAGUGGAGCAAGGAGGGGUGGUUACACCAGAUGUCUAAGUAAGGUGGAUGAUCUGGAGGUAAGUUGGUAGUUCAGGUUUUAGCAUCGUAGCAGAGAAAUGGGAGGGAGCAAGGGGACGGCAACACAAAUAAUACUCUACUGCAAGUCCAGUUCUGCUCUGAUGAAGUCAUUUAUUGCCUAACCUUAUCUCCAGCAAGAUGACAAGCAGCUAUGUUGUUAAAUAAUUCCCUUAGACUUGCCACAAGCUAUCUGCAUCUUAAAUUGCUACUUCCUAAGUUUUCAGCUGAGUUUCUCUCUAGUGCAUGCAAGAGUUAGGGUCUGGUAGUGUACUACCAUGUACAGAGAUUUCCAUCUCUGCUUUGGAGCAGAACAUGCAACCCAUAGGAGAUGAUGUUAGGUGAGUAAGGAGGACCUAGCCCCUAUGAAGUCUUAAGCAUCAAUUUCAGAUUUUUAAAGAUUCUUAUCAGGUGAAAUCUAUAUUCAUAUAUGAGAAAACACCCACAACUUUGUGCCUAUGUCUUUCCAGAGAUCCUCGGUUUAUGCUCAUCAUUCGAAGGGGGGGUCAGUAAGGAUUGCACAGCAGUAGUAAGUUGCUACACGAAACCAAAACCGACUUGAAAACACACUGUUCCUCUUUAACCCCAGAAUGGGACAGAACCUCACAUGUACUCUGCCAUUCCUCAGUACCUUGACAGGGCAUUGACUGAAGUGAUGUGUUACGUGUUAGGAAAUCUGGAUAAGUUGUUUUACUUACUUUUGUUAAAGGCGGCUUAGGCAUGCAACUCUUUUCCCAGAGCCUCAUGCUACAGAUACCCAAUGUUGAAAGGCAUGGUCUGGUUUAAACAAACAGACACCGUAAUACCUUUGUGUGCAGAGUCUUGCCUCGUCCAGUCGGGGGGAGGGAGGGGGGGAGAAAAGGGUUGUUUUGCAGUUCAUUUUCCUGCUGUAGAAGACUUGAUUUUUCUUUCCCUGAGCCGCAUGAGAGAAACAUCCCAGAAAGUCUUGGGUUCCCUUUGGAGUUCCCUUCACUUUAAUUUAUAUAGUGUCUUUUUUUGUGAACUGGUGUAAAAUGUAUAUGCCGACGAGCUCAUGUAUUUUUAUGUAAAUAUUUUUUGUGGUUUCCCCACUUGCCCUUCUCUGUAAAUAUUUAGAAUUCUCAUAUUCUUCUCACCUUGUAUGAUGCAGAUGUGGUUUUGUUUCUGUUUUUUAUUUGUACUGUAAUGGAACAAUCCAGACUGAGGUGUCUUGUGGUAUUAAACAAAAGCAACAGUCCCACUGAGCUCACACUCAGAUGUACAACUUGACAGCAUUAAUCAAGCCAGGUUAAAAACUA
Grus americana (Whooping crane) is the source of this 10878-nucleotide messenger RNA. RefSeq names its product Rho GTPase activating protein 32 (gene ARHGAP32). Lineage: Eukaryota; Metazoa; Chordata; Aves; Gruiformes; Gruidae. The record is from RefSeq and is a predicted model, not a curated record. Gene Ontology annotation, biological process: small GTPase-mediated signal transduction. Gene Ontology annotation, molecular function: protein binding; phosphatidylinositol phosphate binding; GTPase activator activity. Gene Ontology annotation, cellular component: fibrillar center; Golgi apparatus; cell cortex. The transcript is spliced from 24 exons. The coding region runs from base 235 to 6411 and encodes 2058 amino acids.